UAUCAUUGACUUGCGAAAUGAGAUCAUAUAGGAUCUAUCAUCAUCACUACUAGAAUAAAAAGCCUCCUCAAACGUCCAGCAUCGUUCAGCGGCGUCAUCUCAACAAACAAGAACCUCAGCUGGAUGGCCUUCUCCGGCCCGGUACCGCGAAACCUGAGCUACAAGCUGAUCAAACAUACACUCGAAAUCUAAUUGCUCUUCCCUCAACGUGGAUCCAAACAGCAGAAGAAGUGCAAAAUCAUUAAAGUCAACUACACGGAAGUUGGUGCGGCACUGUGGCAGAGAAAAAAAGCAGUCUUUGGAACCAAGUGUUUACAGCGAGCAUUGAACAGUGAGUACGCGCCGAGAGCAGUACAUCAUAAACCAACUGCGGUCACAAAACAAUACCAAAGGUAACAAGUUGUGCAUGUAGGACGUACGCCUUGAAGAAAGAAGAAAAGAGCGCAUGAAAGUGAAAUGUGGAAACGAGUGUUACAUUAACAUACAUAAGUACAACUAUACCGAGCUCCCCCUCAGAUGCGGCUGAGCAGAUUGCAGUCACCAGUACAAGUCAUCGUUAGUGUUGCCGCUGUUGAUUGCGCUUAGCUUUCAACCCCAGUCUGUGUGUCUGUCUUAAGAAGUAAACUUCCCAGGUACGAGUGCCCCUAAGGAGUUGCACUCGUGCAAUUGUAACCAUCAAUGGACCAAGUCGGUGGCAGUUCAAGUGCUUGGAAGUGUGCUCGGUUUUGCAGAAAACUUUAACCCGUCGUAGUAAGUACUAACAACCGGCUUGGAGCUGAAGCGCCUUUAGAGUGGAAAACUAGUUUUUCCUAACCGCUUGCCACACUCUAACAAACACAGUUGUAGAAGAAAAAAAGUGCAAUUGAAAAAUUCCAUCCACCAGAUCUACGUAACAUCUAAUGUCGUGAGCAUAAAGCUGCUUGCAGCAGUACAUCAACUGGAUAGUGUUUUCGUGCUCGGAGCAGUUUGUGAUUAGUGCAGUGGGUCAAGCAAGCAGAAGGAAGAAACCAAGCAGACAUGUUGGCCAGCAAUGGGAAACUGUUUUCGUUCGACAAAACCGAGAUCAAUCCGGCCCGGAAGAAGGUCUCCAUCAAGCACACCAUACUGGACGUGGUGAUAUUCCUGCUCACGUCAUUGGGCUAUAUUUUGCAGGCCAUCUACUACUCAUUAUUUGGCACACCAAAGAAAGACCUCACCGGAGAGCUUGCUCUGGUCACCGGAGGAGGCGGCGGUCUCGGCCGGUUGCUGGCGCUACGGUUAACCAAACUCGGUGCAAAGGUGAUCGUGUGGGACAUCAAUCAGGAUGGCAUUGAUGAAACUGUCAAAAUAGUUCAGUCUUUGGGAGGAUUCUGCAAAGGAUAUAAAGUGGAUAUUUCCAACAAAGACGAGGUGUACAAAUCCGCUAAUCUGAUUCGGGCUGAAGUCGGCGAUGUAUCGCUGCUGUUCAACAACGCGGGCGUUGUUUCGGGCAGAGCACUACUCGAUACUCCAGAUCACUUGAUCGAGCGUUCCUUCAACGUGAAUAUCAUCGCACAUUUUUGGACUACCAAAGCCUUCCUACCGGCGAUGUUGGAACGUGACCACGGCCAUAUAGUGACGAUCGCUUCCCUCGCAGGCCACGUCGGAAUCUCCAAACUGGUGGACUAUUGCUCGAGCAAAUUCGCUGCGGUUGGUUUCGACGAAGCCCUCAGGAUAGAGCUGGAAUGUAUGGGCGCGCAGGGGAUCUUCACGACCGUGAUCUGCCCGUACUUCAUCCAAGCGACGGGAAUGUUUGACGAUGUGAAUUCUAGGUGGGUGCCAACACUAGAUUCCAAUGAUGUGGCAGAUAGAAUUAUUGAGUCGGUACAAAAGAACGAAAAGUAUGCCAUUAUUCCUGGAUAUUUGAGGGUCAUGCUGGCAAUGAAAUGGGUCUUCCCGUGGGGUUGCAACUCCGGCUUCUUGCGACGACUGGUACCGGAUGCCACGCCUCAACAUGCGGUCACCCCUGUGCAAACGCCAAACGGGUUCAACAUGAACGGCCACACGCAUCCCUUGGCGGGAGCGGCACCCGAUAACAACAACACGAAAGCGUCUCCACUACUGGUGCAUCGAUUGUCCACCGGAGAACGGGUGCUCUAGAAAGCGUGAAUAGAAUCCAACUGGAGAUGAUUUUAGAGUCGAAUACACUGGAUUUUGUUUUUACACGAUUUAUAUGCUCCCAAUUUUGCACUCAUCCUAAAUCUUUAACGCAUAUCAAUUAUCAUAUGAUUUUUCUUUGAUUUAUCCUGGAUUUUUUGAAACAUGUUGCGAAUAGUUUGGUGUUAAAUUGAAGUCACACGAUCAAAAACACGAGCGAAAAAAAAAUCGUGUAAAAACAAAAUCCUGUGUACAAACAAGCAUACACAAACACCCUCUGUACUAAAUAGAUUAUUGUGCAUCCAUAGGACUGAAAGGUUUCGACCUAAAAACGAUCAGAAGAAUGUAAAUCAGAAUGCGGAAAUCUGUUUUGUUUUUCUUGAAUAAUUGCUCAAGGCAACUAAACAAUAUUCAAAUAAAAAAUGAAGUUUCCAAGCCAAUAAGUUAAUGUCGAUGGAGGAAACCUAAUACAAAUAUGUGAUUUGCCUUGUUUUGAGAAGCGACGAAUGAAAUGUGAUCAAGGCACGCUAGGCAUUAAGGCUGGAUCAUUCCUAUUUGUGGGGAAAGUAGUUAUUAAGGUGUCCAACUAGUUCGUAGUAAAUAAGGAAAGAAAAAAGAAAAUUUUACAAACUAAAGACCGUUUCCACUUCUUGCCCUCCAUUGGUCAGUGGGCGUAAUUCAACGCUCUGAAAACGAAUAAAACUGAAAAAUAUGGUGGUGAUUUAUUAAA
Armigeres subalbatus is the source of this 2845-nucleotide messenger RNA. Its product is annotated as short-chain dehydrogenase/reductase family 16C member 6. The coding region runs from base 1018 to 2118 and encodes 366 amino acids. The record is from RefSeq and is a predicted model, not a curated record. The transcript is spliced from 9 exons. Gene Ontology annotation, molecular function: oxidoreductase activity, acting on the CH-OH group of donors, NAD or NADP as acceptor. Lineage: Eukaryota; Metazoa; Arthropoda; Insecta; Diptera; Culicidae. Gene Ontology annotation, cellular component: lipid droplet.